Peronospora farinosa is the source of this 3687-nucleotide messenger RNA. NCBI's taxonomy places the organism in Eukaryota, Oomycota, Peronosporomycetes, Peronosporales, Peronosporaceae. The record is from the annotation of a GenBank genome assembly.
AUGGCUGUAGAGUCAUCAGUGGGUACGACGGAAGCUUUUCGGAUGAUGUGGAGAAGCAUUUGGGAUCGUGAACUUACGUAUAUGACACAAGUGAAUCAUGUCACUCUGGCUGAUGCUAUUCGUCACUGCUCGACAGUAGAUGCGUUCGCUAGUAUGGUGCUGCUACCUAAAGCAAAGGAACACGAACAUCAUUUACCGGGAUUUUAUGCUGUGAUGAAGGUAAUUCACUCAUUGUUCGCUGACGUAUCGGACAUCAUAUUAGCUUUUGCACACGUUAGGGGUCGCGCGGGAAGUGGCGCACUAUCUCACGUUAUCGUCCCCACCAGAAUGGGUAUAUCGUCAACCAAACGCAUUUUACAGUCCUAUUUAAGCGACAUGAUUAUGAAGUCUCUUGGCGCACGACACGUAAUGGCUUCCCCAUCAGUGGACAAGGCUCCUGCAUUGAGAAGAGUAUCUCCGCUAAAACUUCUCUUUUAUCUGUACAUAUUUUUCUCGCCUGUGACCGACCAACAGCAGGACGACAGCUGCUUUAGGUAUUGGGAUGCUCUGAUGACUCAGAUUAACAAUGAUUACUUAGCAGAGGAGUCUGCCCAGAAUGGGAUCGCCUGGUGUCGAUUUCUCGAAAAGUGUGUUAUUGGUGUCGAUACCGAGACAUUAAUGACUAUGCGUUACGAUGACAAUUUCUUGCGAGCAUUUCAAAGGUAUUGUCAUGCUAUCAUGUAUGGAAUCGUUGUGACUGGCGGUGAAGUAAUAUCAAGCGGUGGUAAAAUCCGGCGGCUUAUACGUAAGGAAAGUGAUCGCUUAACAGUUCGCCAAGUACUCGUGCAGAUGAUGACCACUUUUGGAGAAGACUGGAUAACCGGAUUCAUUGCUCAAUUGCUUCGAGGGAAUGCAAGCUUGCAUUCCACGCGCGAAUUUAAUCCGCGAGGUGUAAAGACCCUGUUUUUCCCAGCGUUGGUUUUAUGCAUGAAAUCACGCAACAGAGCUAACCUGACAAAGCGAAAGACAGUGCAGCAGCAAUUUACUGCUAUUGUACAUUCUGUCAACGCCAUAUUGAAUGAAAGCAAUCCAACGCCACUGUAUCUUGUUUCCUUGAUACGAUUUUGUGAGGCAUGGGAUACAUACCAAAGCUCACAUACAAAGGAAGCACCCACGAUAUCAAACAGAUGGGGCUUAUGCGCGAUGACUGAGUUGGACGUUUUGCCGGAACUUCUUGAAUGUUAUAGCAUGGAUGAAGUGAUACAGCAAGAAACGAGUGAAGCGCUUAUGUUUGUAGCGGAGGUGCUACAAAAUACACCAAGCUGUCCAAAGACAUUGGAGACAAGUCUUUUCAAAGUUCUAUCUGCUGUCAAGGCAAGUGCUGAACAAGGCAAAUCUAUGACGUCGAGUGUGCCUGUAGUCAUUGACCAAGCGCUUGUAUCACAUUCCAGCGAUGUGCUUAAACGUCUCCUUCGCGCAGUAAGGUCAGCUGGUGUAACGCAGACUCGUCAGCUGAUGAGUCAAAUCAAAGAUUCCGUUGGGAUGCGAGGGGAGUUGAGACAACAAUUAGAGCAAUGGUUUUCUUUUGUCGAGAUGAAUGGCACAGCCUUUGCUGGCAAAGAAUCGCGGCUGGAGCUAUCAUUGUUGUGUACUAGGCUUAUCCGAUGGUUUCCAAACGAGUUCGAAAACAUGCAAUUUCUGCUCAUGACUCCGCUCGACUCUCACUUAGUGUUCGCUUUGGAAGCUUUUGUGAAAGAAGCCGGGAGACCGAACAACAUGGCGCGUCAGUCUGUGUUAAAUUCCACACGAAGAUCUGCGUUGCAAUCAGCUGUACGAGUUGAAAUGGCAUUGCAUUCGUAUUUUUCGGCGGCAGCGUUUCCUGAUCUCGAAACACUCACAGUCUUGUUGGCAAAAGCGAUCGUUAAAUGUCGUUUGUCCGAUGCAUUUGACCACCUGACGAAGGUUGCCACAAAGAAUGGCCGUGUGCUACUGCCUGAAACCGCAGUGACAACAUUAAGCUCCCCACUUCGGGGAUUAGAAUUUUCGUGUUCUGCUCUUAGUCAACAAGAUGAAGACGGCGAUGACGACGGACAAUUCAAAAGCCAUGCCCGACAUGCUAAAUCAAUUAUUUACCAAGAGAAUACGCUGAAGCUUCUGGCAGUGUCUCCAUCUAUCUUUGCUGGAGGACUGUCAUGGUCGACGAUACUAUUUGGUGAGCGAUCUGCUGUCGUUUGGCUCCCUCAUUUGUUCGAGUACGUGUUGAAGACCGACUUUUGUGAAGGGAUUCUUAGAGCUGACAUGCUAUUCAGAUGCCUGGAUGCUUUAAUACGGAAAGCCGAAUUUGGUAAGGAAGCGCUUAGGGAGGCUUAUUGGUUGGCCGCACUACUAAACACAUCUCUGAUUGCGUGUACAAGUCGAAGCGCUGGUGCGUGUGCGGUUUCGGAAGAAGGUAUACCCAACAGACUGCGCCAAAUGGUUGAAAAUGUGCUGCAGCUACUAUCGUUUCCUUCCGACACCACUACGACACAAGUGACGUAUAACAAGGAUAAUGCCCCCGAUCAACUUGUUGGGAUACUGAGUCUGCGGAACUCGUCGAGGUUUGCAAAAUUGGUCAUCAAGGAAGAUAGCGCAAGCUGGUCCGGUGAGCGUUUCGUCGGCGAAAAGGCUGGUAGCGCGUUGCAAAUGAUUGUGUCAGCGACUUGGAAUGCUGGAACGAAAACAUCACAAGCCACGGUAAUGCAGCCUUCAAUGCAGCUCUUUAUGCCCUUUUCGCACUGGUUGUCGGGAGCCCUCGUAUAUUCGCAGUCGUUUUUGGAGGAGCUUUCUGCAUCGAUGCGACGUUGGGAGCGCACGUUCACGUGCUAUGUGACCGAUCUGUACUUGCACCUUGAAUUCGAAGACGUCACUUACGAUCUGCUGCGAGCGUGGCUUACUACUUGGAUCACUUCCAACAUUGCUCGAGGGCAGGAGGAGAUACAGCUCCUUGCACUACUGCCAUCACAAGUGGCUUUAUUCCGUCGCCUCAGCUUAACUCCGUAUCGCGGUUCAUCUUGUGGACAGAUUCGAGUCUCAACAUCAGUUUGGCAACUGGUUUUUGCCGCUGUCCUCCUCGCUGUCGACAUACCUGGAAACUCAGUGGCCAUCGAGCAAGCUAUAGAGCUCGUCGUUAGUACAAUGACGACCUUGGAACUCGUCGAACUAUCUUCAUCCUCCGAUUUCGUGCCUUUCAACCACGUGCAGGAUAUUGAACCGUUUUUUCUGGAGCUAGAAACUUUCCUGUCGCGACCCCAGCUUCGUUUCUGCAGUGUUGCUCAAGUGUGUAGUUUGCUGCAGUUCCCUCUAGAACUUUUGGUGUGCUGCUAUGCUUGCAAGAUCCCAGUCGACUUGAUUGAAGAAUCACAGCUAUUUCUCCAGCGUGUUGAGUGCGUGCUUAGAGCAAACUUUAGCGUUAGUAACGUUGAUGAGGUCCGUGAUGACACAAAAGAGUCUACACUGCAAGAACCGUCACGUGCAACGAACCAAAGCAGUAUCGAAAAUACUUCAUGUCACCCACUGCUCGCCGUGGAUUCAAUGGAGAUAGAAGCAUUUUUCCAGUACUGGAAGGAUGAAAUGUUUCUCAAGUACGAUUACAUGGAUCGAGAGAGGUGUGCAGCUAUUCUAAAGGUUAUUCAAGCAGCAAUGGUGCACCGUAUACCAAGUAGCACCUAA